Molecule: messenger RNA, 9814 nt
Organism: Siniperca chuatsi (mandarin fish)
Lineage: Eukaryota; Metazoa; Chordata; Actinopteri; Centrarchiformes; Sinipercidae
Gene: plcb3
Product: phospholipase C, beta 3 (phosphatidylinositol-specific)
Exons: 34
Coding region: 641-4423 (1260 amino acids)
Biological process (GO): phosphatidylinositol-mediated signaling; lipid catabolic process
Molecular function (GO): phosphatidylinositol-4,5-bisphosphate phospholipase C activity; calmodulin binding; calcium ion binding
Source: RefSeq, a predicted model, not a curated record
CUGACUUCUCCCCUCCUCUGUCAUUUCUCAUUCACUCAGCGCUAUCUGACGCUGUCCUUGUGUCUCACUCUCUCCUCUCGGAAUCGUCUCUUUUUUUCCCCCCAACAGAAAACAUGCAGGGAGGAGAGGAGGAGGAGAAAAGAAGAAACGCGUCGGAGGCGACAAGAGAGAGAGGAAGAAGAGAAAGUUGGUAGAGGAGUAAGAGGGCGAGAGGAGAGGGGUCGAUCAGAUGGGAGGAAGGAAGGAAAGGAUCUCUCUGUGGGCUCAAGUGCGCGAUUAAAGGAUACGGCAUAAAUAAACACAUAUAUGAAUCAAAGCCUGUAAUAAAGCAAGAGGACUUAUAGGCGCGCCACCGCGUUGCGUGGACGCGGACAAGACAGCGGCGGUGCGGGCUGAAACAGACAAGUUCUGUCUUUCUCUCUCUGGAUUUUACUCCUCAUGUUCUUCAAACUACUGAGGUUCAUUAACUUUUAAGAGUCAGAGUCUGAAAAACGUUCCCUCCCCUCGUCCGUUCAAUUAGCCUAACUUUCUCCCCGGAAAAGAAAAAGUGGAGGAAGGAAGAUAGUUUGUUCCUUCCGAGGAGUCCAGCUCACCGUAACCGGGGUUUAGGCGUUGGCACCCGGGCAGGGAGCCCCUCGCCAUGGCCGGGGCCAAGCCGGGAGUCCACGCGCUGCAGCUCAAACCCGUGUCCGUCCACGAAGCGCUGAAGAAGGGGGGCAAAUUCAUCAAAUGGGACGAGGAGCCCAACAGCGGGCCCCCCACCCUGGUAACCCUGAAAGUUGACCCAGAUGGAUUCUACCUCUUCUGGACUGGAGGGUCCAACCUGGAGGUGGAGAUUCUGGACAUGGGCACCAUCAGGGACACCAGAACAGGAAAGUACGCCAAACAACCAAAGGACCCGAAGCUGCGGGAGGUGCUGGGCUUCGGUAAGGGUGACAACGUUGAAGGGAAGCUGGUAACUGUCGUCUAUGGCAACGACCUUGUCAACAUCUCCUUCCUCAACUUCCAGGCUAUGCAGGAAGAUGCAGCCAAGAUUUGGACGGAUGAGCUGUUCACUUUGGCCACAAACAUACUUUCCAAGAAUGCAUCACGGAACACCUUCCUCCUCAAAGCGUACACUAAGUUAAAGUUGCAGAUUAAUCAAGAUGGGAAGAUUCCUGUGAAGAAUAUUCUCAAGAUGUUUUCAGAUAAAAAGAGAGUGGAGACGGCUCUGGAGCAGUGUGGCCUCGUCAAUAACAGGUCAGAGGGACUCAAGCCAGAUGAUUUCACGUGGGAGGCCUUCCAGAAGUUUCUCGACAGCCUCUGUCUCCGGCCUGAGAUACAAAGCAUCUUUGAGGAAAUUGGCUCCAAGAGGAAGCCAUUCAUCUCUUUGGACCAGUUGAUGGACUUCAUCAACCGCAGGCAGCGAGACUCCAGACUGAACGAGGUUCUGUACCCCCCGCUGAAAAGAGAACAGGUCCGACACAUCAUGGAGAAGUAUGAGACCAACACCAGCCAGCUGGAGAGAGACCAGAUCAGUUUGCAGGCUUUCACUCGGUAUCUGGGAGGAGAGGAAAACAGUAUCGUACCUCCAGAGAGGCUGGAUAUCAUCGACGAUAUGAACCAACCGCUGUCUCACUACUUCAUCAACUCCUCACACAACACAUACCUCACAGUGGGUCAGCUGACCGGUCUGUCGUCAGUGGAGAUGUACAGGCAGGUGCUGCUGACUGGCUGUCGCUGUGUAGAGCUGGACUGCUGGAAGGGCCGGCCGCAAGAUGAGGAGCCCUACAUCACCCACGGCUUCACCAUGACCACUGAGAUCCCCUUUAAGGAGGUGAUUGAAGCGAUAGCAGAGAGUGCUUUCAAGACCUCACCAUACCCCCUCAUCCUGUCCUUUGAAAACCACGUAGAUUCGGCCAAGCAGCAGGCCAAAAUGGCAGAGUACUGCAGGACCAUCUUUGGAGACGCCCUGCUCAUUGAUCCACUGGAGAAAUAUCCGCUGGACCAGGGUCAGCCCCUCCCCUCACCGCAGGAAAUGCUGGGGAAGAUUCUCAUUAAAAACAAGAAGAAGCACCAACAUCACCGACCCUCCAGUGGUGGCAGCAUACAACGCAGAGAACUGGAGGAGCAGUCUUCACCCCACAACGACUGUCCUUUGAAUGACAGUGAGGGAAGUCAGCUCCUGUCCAACGGAGAGGAGAAGCUGGCUGAGAGGAUGGUCAAAGACUCGGAGCCUCGCAAGUCCAUAGGAGGUGAAGGAGAGAGCGAGGAGGAGGACGAGGACGAGCCAGGGAUGGACCUGAAAAAGCCGAACUCGGACGAGGGUACAGCCAGCAGCGAGGUGAACGCCACAGAGGAGAUGUCGACUCUCGUCAACUACAUCGAACCUGUCAAAUUCAAGAGUUUCGAGGUGGCAAACAAGAGGAGGAAGUUCUUUGAAAUGUCGUCAUUCGUGGAAACGAAAGGCAUGGACACCCUGAAGAGCUCCCCCAUCGAGUUUGUCGAGUACAAUAAGAAUCAGCUGAGCCGAAUCUACCCUAAAGGAACAAGGGUUGAUAGCUCCAACUACAUGCCUCAGCUCUUCUGGAAUGUCGGCUGCCAGAUGGUGGCGCUAAACUUCCAGACCCUCGACCUCCCUAUGCAGCUGAACAUGGGUGUGUUUGAGUACAACGGCGGCAGCGGCUACCUGCUGAAACCUGAGUUCAUGAGAAGGACGGACAAACACUUUGACCCUUUUACAGAAAACAUAGUGGAUGGGAUAGUCGCCAAUACUGUCAAAAUUAGGGUGAUCUCAGGCCAGUUCCUGACAGAUAAAAAGGUGGGCGUGUACGUGGAAGUGGACAUAUUUGGACUUCCUGCUGAUACAAAGAGGAAGUACAGAACCAAAACGUCCAAUGGGAACUCGCUGGAUCCCGUGUGGGAUGACGAAAUGUUUGUGUUUAAUAAGGUGGUCCUCCCUACGCUGGCCUCUCUGAGGAUAGCGGUGUUUGAAGAAAACGGCAAGUUCGUUGGACACCGGAUCCUCCCUGUGUCGGCCAUUAGACCUGGCUACCACUACAUCAACCUGAAGAAUGAGCUAAACCAGCCUCUCCUCCUGCCCUCUCUGCUGGUUUACACUGAAGCUCAGGACUACAUCCCUAAUGAACAUCAGGAGUACGCAGAGGCUCUGACCAACCCCAUUAAGCACAUCAGUCAGUUGCACAAGAGAGAGACACAGCUGGCUGUUCUCCUAGAGGACAACAGUGAGCAUGUCCCCAUCCAGCCCAAAGAGAAAGAGACCAAGAAAGAGUAUGACGUCAAUUCGGGAGGUCGACCCCUCCCACCCUUCCACGCCCUCCCCCCCUGCUCAUUGGAUGAAGCCCCUGACAUCAUCAAAUUACCUGCACCUGUACAAAAUCCGAAGCAAGACCUCAUAGCCAGUGUUCUGGCAGACAUCCAGGCCCAGUCUAUAGAGGAGCUGAAGCAGCAGAAGAGCUAUUUGAAGCUGCUAAAGAAACAUAGCAAGGAAGUCAAAGAGCUGCGCAAGAAACACCUUAAGAAGGUGUGGAAUCUGAGUAAGGAGCAGAAGAGUCGGAGUAGCCAGAUUCAAUCUGACACCCAGAGGAGACGCAGUCAGAUGGAGAAACACCUCAAACGUAGCAUCAAGAAAAACGAGCCCCGGGAGCCAGUGCAGAGUGAGCUGACAGCGUUGGAUCAGGAGAUUGAGAAGCAGACGGUCCAGCUGAGGGAAUGGCAGAUGCAAGAACUGCUGAUACUCCGACAGAAACUUUACUCACUGGAGAGAGAGAAGCAAAAAACACACCUGCAAGAGGACUACCAGAAGUUAAAGGAUACGGCUCAUAAAUGCCAAGAAGCUCAGCUUAAGAAGCUCUGGGAGACUUGUGAGAAGGAGAAGAAAGAGCUCCAGAAGAUCCUGGACAGGAAGCGACAAAACAGCAUCAGCGAAGCCAAGAGCCGCGACAAAGACAAGGCUGAAACGGAACUGAAUGAGAUCAACAGGAAACAUAUUCAAGAUUCUGUCGCUUUAAUCCGCGGGCUGGAGGAGGCUCAGACCAGGAGACAGGAAAAAUUGAAGCUGAAGCAGAAGGAGGUACUGCAACACAUAGACGAGGAAUUUCCACUGCUCCAGUCUCAGUUGGAGAGGGAACUGGAGGAGGAGUAUCAGCGACUACCGGAGGAAAUCUGCAAGCACCUUCAGUUGGAACUCCAGAACAAAGGUCUCCGAAAGGACGCCCUGUUCUCGUCCUUGUCCAAUCACAGCUGCCCAAGCCCCAGUUCUGGCUCAGGCCCGCCCUCCAACUGCUCCACGCCCUCUGACCCGUCAACGCCCAAUCGGAGCACCUGGAACAGGAGCAUGGACAAUAGCACUGCCUCAUUGGCCGAUUCCACUUCCUCGUCCACCACUCCCGUCCUGUCAGAGGCGGAGAUGUCGUUCAGUUAAAAUUAUUACUUGUAAAAAGGAAAAUACAUUCAUUCAACUGGGGUCUAUAAUGAUUAUACUGCGGGAUAGUAAUGAUAUUAAUUAUUAACUAAUUUUAUUCCUUUUUUUAUUACAGACUAUUUUGUUCUUGUCUACAGAGCUAUUUUAUUUUUUAUUUUGCUGUUUUUGUCAGAUGACACAUCAUGCCUUUUGUUGGAAGAUUUCAUAAUCAAACUUUUGACUUUUUUUACAUUUUCUUGUCUGUAUAUCUUGCUUUUAAUGUCAUAUCCUUUCAUACCUUUUUCUUUGCAUCAUUUCCAUUUUUGUCUGGUCAGUAAGCUUUGUUAUGGUUUUGCAACGCCGCAAGCUUCAUGUUCACACUGUUUUUGCUAAAAGCUUUCUGUUUGUAACAGCUUUAACCUAUUUUUUUGACACUUUUUGAGCUUUAAACUGUGUCGAGAGAGGAGCAGGGUUAGGGCCUUUGGUCAGGGAAAAUUAGUAACAUACAUACAGUUGGCCCAAGCUAUUACCAUAAAGGUAAGAAAAAGUAAUUCUCAACAAAUCUUUGACAUUUUGUUUGUAGCAACAUUUGUCCAAUGUGAUUGCUUCUUAUUGGUAUGUCCUACAAAUAGAUGAGGAACUAUUUAAAACACAGCCUAUGGAGAUGUCUUAGUGCUGCAAAACUAUGUCAAAAACCACACAUCUUUUCUACUUAAAAAUGAUCAAGGUUAGAGAUGUAUUUUCCAGAAUUGAGUAUCAAGAGGGAAUAUGAAGGAAAAGAGGGCUACAUUUUUAGCCUGAUUUUUUAGACACUUAAAAAAAGGUUUUAAAAGCUUAAGUGUUAGCUGUAAUGGCAGUAGCUGACCAGCAAGUGGUGCUGCAGCCUUAACUGUAUAUUUUAAAUUGGUGGUUUUCCAUUCAUCCAGCCUGAUUAUCCUGUUAUACUGUACCCCCAACACACACUCACUCACACAGCAGAUUUGCAGCAUCAUUGGUCGUGAUAAAGUCUCUGGCCUUUAACCUCCAAUCAAUAUCAAGCCAAGGUUGCAUGGGGGGCGGUCAGCAGACAUCCAUCUGGCGACAAGUGUGUGUGUGUGUGUGUGUGUGUGUGUGUGUGUGUGUGUGUGUUUGAGGGUAAAGAAGGGAGGAUUUAAGUGAUGUAACACUCACUUGCGCACGCACACACACACACACACACACACACACACAGAGGUUCAGAGGACAAAAGUCUCCAAAAUCCUCUUCCCAUCCAAUCUACCCCCAUUUGAAAAACAGCACACACACACACAUAACAUACAGUAUGCUUACAUAGUAAUGCCACUGUAGGAAGCAGUCUUCAGAUGAUGACUUAAAACUGCACUAUGACAUUUUAAUGUAACAAUGCACUUGCAGAAGUCUGUUUUCUGCUGCUUUAAUUUCACUGAAGCCUCAAAAUUAAGAGUUACCUCUUAUUGCCAUUAUCGUGUGUUGCUAUGAAAAACUGUAUGAAAAACAGUAGUUCAGUUCUCUUGUUUCCAGAAUUGUCAGUGGACAUAGGAAAAGCUUAUGUAAAUUUUCUUUUAGGGUGAAUGUGCCAUUUAAAAUAUCCCACACAGUUCCCUCAGUGUGUUGGAUACUCCAUUCAAGCCAACUACUGAAUGUGGGAUUGUGGUGCACAAACUAAACAGUACUUUAAGUUCAAAUUCGGUGCUUCCUCGCUGUGUUUUUUUUUUUUUACAGCACAAUGUUCGUGGUUGCUUUUUUCUUUCUUGUCUUGUCCACUUUGAGGGGUGAUGAUGGCACUCUGUGUAUAUGUAUUCUGUGUAUAUGUUUUAUGUGAAUUUUACUACUGACCACAAGUGCUAAAGAGGGAUGGAGGUGAGGAGAAGUCAAGGAAGGCUGAGGGAAGAAACUAGAGUGAAUAAAAUUUUUUACUUUUUCUCAAAGUUUUUAGAUGAGAUUCAGCGAGUCCCGUCUUGUCCUCUCCCACCUUCCUCCGUCAGUGAGCACUGGCUGCCUGUCUGUCUGAUUAUUCCCCCUCACACACAAAGCCUUUGUAAAAUAUCGUCUAUUUAAAUGAAAUUUUAACAACUUUUUCUUUUGUGGUUAUUUAAGUUUCGUUGGAAGUAAGUAUCUGUAUACAUUCAUUCAAUUACCCAUUUGCAAAGUGUAAAAGGUUUUCAUAUAUCAAGCCCUCAUUACAAAUUCAGUAUGUGCAUCUUUAAGCAUUUUAAUGUGCCUGAAAUCAUCAUGGAGCUCUGCUUUUUCCUACAACAGGGUUUUCAGGUUGGACACCAUAAAGAAAGCAAUUUGAAGCCAAUAACAGUUAUGAAAUUAUUGGUUUAACUUAUGGGCCAUUAGUAGGACAGCAACAUCAACAUACACCCGCUGGGGUCAGCACGAAAUGAAUACGCUGACCUUUUGAUCUCUGAUAAUUUAACAGUCAGAGAUUGCCAGUCUGUUCACCUCUUUUGUCCUGCACUCAGUGUGCCACACUGCACACAGUAUGUAAAUGUUUUUGCUCAGCUAUCUCAUUUUGGACACUAAUGUAUACAGUGUGAGUAUUUAUUUUAUUCAGUGGAGACAGAGGUGAAACUGCCACCAGAAUUCUCAAAUCAAAAGGUUCAUUUUCCCAAAAAGUCAAUGCAUUCCUCACAGGCUGUCUGCUUUUAGUGUCAAGGUGGUCCAAGCCAUUCCAAGUCCAGUGGCAAAUAUUCAAAGGUACAUUUGUAAGAUUUUGACAUUACCAGGUACUUAGAGGUUUUUUUCAUUCUUAUGUUUGAGCUGAAACAUCCCAUUUUAGUACAACCCCUUUCAGCUGAGACUCUUUUCAUGUUUAAAUGCACUUUUAUCAUUUUCUGUUUAUGUUGCUUGUAAAAAUCUUUUGUUGCUGUGACAUGCACAUCAAUACAAACACUCAAUGAUUUUUACUUUUUGUGUAAACAGCAGUUUAUUUUUAUGAGGUUUAGUGUGAGUCGUUUGAGCACAUUAAGACAAUUACACAAAGGUUCUUUUUUUUAGAUUUGGUACUAUUUGCUUUUUUAUACUGGAUGUCAAAAGUCAUCACAUAAAUGAGAAUCAAACUUUUUUUAACCGCUUAAAACCUGUCAAAACCUGACUGAGGUAAGUUAAAUCUUUAGAAAUCUAACAAAAAGUUACAUUGAACUCCAAUGUAAUAACUGCUUCUUAGAGUUUUAUUCUCCUGGCUUCUGCUGGUAUCUCUUCAGGCGGGUGGCCAGAGCUGUGAGUCUUUGUUUGGCAGUCUCCACUGCCUUCUUAGGUAGCCCCUUCUUCCUUGCACCUUUCUGUAACUUUGAGAGCUGACUGACUUCUCUCCAUGUUGCCUUGAUCUUGGCCUCCAGCCUUCUCCUCCAUGGGGGAUGAUGCUGUUUAUGGCUUAUGGUUUUCAUCUUGUAGCCAAGCAUUUCUAGGCGUAUAUCAGCUCAUUGGUCUCAGUUAUGGUCUUAGUAGAGAUAGUAUGCAGUGCUGCAUUCACAUCUUGUAGCAGACAUUCAGAGGGUACUUUGUCACUUAACCUUGGUAGUCGUGAUCGUUGUAACUGGGGGUCCAGCUUAGUCAUCUUCAAUCUUAGUUCAGUCGCCCUUGUGUUAAGUGAGUCUGUGUCGUAAGGGCUUGUUAUUGGGGCUUGGUACCCAAUCUCGGAGUGUGGGGAUGAUGAUGAUGAUGAUGAUGAUGAUAUCUCCCCCCUGAACUGUCGUCCUGGCUCCCCUUUGCUGUAGCAUGUUUGUUGUACCUCAUCAAUCUAAAGUUGUGAUUGCAGUUGCCACUUGCAGAUGUUAGAGCACUGAGCUAGGAGAUGUUUCUUUGUCAGUGUAGAUGUUGGGUUUUGAAGCAUCCAUAUAUCCCAUAGCCACUGCAUAUACUGCAUAUUUCAGUAGCAUUAAGAACUUUGCCUAAGGGUACAAGGGUCCACCUGGAUACUGCCCCGCCCUGAUUGGGAAUUGAACCCCUUUGUGCACUUUGUGCUGGGAGAUAAAGAUGAAGUCUUUCUUGUUUAAUUAGUCAAAUAUGGGUUCACGUUCACAAAGAACAUGAUUUUGGGAGUUUGACCGUAUAUGAUUAUAUUAUAUGACAAGAAUAGAGACUGGAAAGUAGUGAUAAAAUGUCAAUGAGCUGCUUUAAUACUGGAUUGUUAGACAGACAUAAUUACUUAAAAAUACGCAAAAGACCUAGAAUUUGAAAUUACUUAAAAUGCCACGGUUCAUUAUUUUGUUUUAUUUUCAAGCUGUUAAUUAAUAUCAGACUUAAAGCUGCACUAAUCCAAUAUUUUUAUAUUAACAAUGGAUCAAAUGACUGUGUAAUGUCAAAGGGGUUGCACAUAGUGAUGAACCCACAGAGAAUUAUCACACCACUCAGCGUUUCAGCAUCUUUCAGGUUUUCAUUUUUGGUUUAAGGCCCUCAACUUUAUUUUUUUGGUCUAAAUGCUCUCAUUAAGUUUGUUUCCAGUCACAGCUGUUUUCACUGAAAAAGUUGAAAUAAACUCACUAUAUGCUACCUGUCUUGACAAAGUUAGUAAUUAUCAGGUGACAAAGUGGAGUGUUUAGUAGCUAAAAAAGCCAGAUCUUUUUCUCAGGAGUUGGAAACCAAAACAGAGCUAAAAGGAGAGCAUUGGAGAACACUGGACUAACAUAAUGAGGAAAGACAUUUGGAUAUCAGAUUUUGAAUCAGGAUCUUUAUUGACUUCCACUGUAAACCAUGACACUAAAAAGGCUGGCAUUAGUUCUCUCUCCUUCAGUACAUGCUUAGAUUUGGCCUGUGCUGCUUUGGCACACAGAAAAAGUAGAGAGAAGUGCAGUCAGUAUGCUAGCGCCGUUAGCUAGUUUCCUUCCCACCAGAAUGGAGCCUGCGGGUUGUUUCUUGUCAGCCGUGAGCUUUAACCUCUGUUAUUUCGGUCCUGUUUAUGAUGAUUAUAUCAUUUAAACAGGCACACACAAUAUCAUAUUCUUGACACAAAAGCGGCAGCGUACCAUUAGACACUAUGCUCACUUCAGCAGUACACACACAAACGCUCCUUGACUUUACUCUUAUUAGACAUUUGGUGUGACUAGUCUCCCUCAGGCCCACCCUGAGGCCUCUGGCUGUCAUGUCUUCUCUCCCUCUCUUUUUCUUCCUCUCUCCAUUCCACUGUCCCAUUUCCUCCCCUUCAGUUUCACCCAAUAAUGAGACCAUCUUUUACUUUUGGACUAGUUGAAGUAAUUAAAAGCAGCGGCCGUGUUUGUAUACUUCAGAUAGUGAAGAAGAUAUGUAGUGAGUUUUGUUGACACUGUAUAUGUAGUGUAUAUGAUUGUUGGCUGUAAAGGGAAUACUAUACAAUGAUCCAGAUGUAAUAUUAUAUUGUUCCUUCAUAAUUAAUAUAAGGUAUAUGACUGAACAUUCAGUAAUAAACUUAAAACUUCCUGUUGCGGAGCUGAA